AUGUGCAUACCCAGCGCUCAUCAAUGCGACGGCGGAUCAGCUUCAGCAGGGGCUUGUGGAAGGGCGUAUGUGGCUCGGAUCCACGAGGUCAACACGACACUGCACAUGGUCCUGGAGAUCAACCCCGACGCUGUCGACAUCGCGAGGCAGCUCGAUGCGGAAAGGGAGAGGGGGGUUGUCCGGAGGUAUGCUCGCUGCGUUCAUCCCAGAUAUUCGUCAUCAAUAACGCCUCGCUCUAGUGCCUUGCACGGGCUCCCCGUUCUGGUCAAGGACAUGAUCGGGACGCAUGACAAGAUGCAGACGUCGGCUGGAUCUUACGCUCUUGUCGGCGCGCAAACCCCCGAAGACGCCACGGUCGUUGCGAAACUUCGACAGAAGGGAGCCAUCAUACUCGGGAAGACCAGCAUGUCGGAAUGGGCAAAUGUCCGGUCGAUGAACUCGUCCAACGGGUGGAACCCACGAGGGGGCUUGACAUAUGCGGCGUACUACCCCCAGCAAGACCCCAGUGGAAGCUCGAGCGGGAGUGGUGUGGCGGCCGACUUGGGACUUGCUCUGGGCGCUCUGGACGGGAGUAUACUCUACCCCAGCGAAGCCAACAACAUCGUCGGCAUCAAACCGACAGUCGGGCUGACCUCGCGCCACAUGGUCGUCCCCAUCAGCCAACGCCAGGACACCAUCGGGCCGAUGGCGCGCACAGUGAAGGACGCCGCGCUGCUCCUACAAGCCAUGGCCGGGCCAGACCCGCCCGACAACUACACGCUCGCCUCGCCCUUCGGCCAGCAAAUCCCCGACUACCCGGCGGCGUGCAAGCUCUCCGCGCUGCAGGGGAAGCGGAUCGGGGUCGCACAGAACGUCCUCUCCGGUGUCAGCAGCCCGGUGCUCUCGGCGUUCCAGCACGCGCUGGACAUCCUCCAAAGCGCAGGGGCCACAAUCGUGCCGGGGACAAACUUCACAGCGUGGGACGAAUUCCGCAACAGCACAACCCCGGACAUGGUCGUCGCAGCGGACUUCACCAGCGACCUGACUACCUUUCUCUCCUCGCUGACGACCAACCCAAACCACAUCCGCAGUCUGGACGACCUCCGCGCAUAUACGCAGCACGACCCGCGCGAGCAGUACCCUUCCCGCGACACGGCGCUGUGGGAUCUGAUGCUCGCCGGCGCGGUGGACAACACCUCGCCCGCGUUCUGGGCCAUGUAUCAGCAGAACCUGUACUUUGGCGGCGAGGGCGGUCUGCUGGGGGCGCUGGCGCGACAUAACCUCGACGCGGUGGUGCUUCCCACGGCUGUCGCGGCGCGGAUCCCGGCGCUGAUCGGGUCGCCGGUCGUUACGGUGCCGCUGGGGGCGUGGCCGGAUGGAACGCCGGUGGUGCGGAAUGCGUUUGGGGAUUUGGUGGUGCAGGCGCCUGGGGUUCCGUUUGGGAUGAGCUUUUUGGGCGCGAGAUGGAGCGAGGAGAGUCUGAUUGGGAUGGCGUAUGCUUUUGAGCAGCGGACUCGGGUGAGGGAGACGCUGCGGCGGGUUGUUGAGCCCAGGGGGGAGUUGGGGGAUGUGGUGGCUCCAGAUGUUUGUCCUGCAUGA
This is a messenger RNA of Aspergillus terreus NIH2624, 1578 nucleotides long. Its product is annotated as putative amidase. Bases 1 to 1578 code for a protein of 525 amino acids. Lineage: Eukaryota; Fungi; Ascomycota; Eurotiomycetes; Eurotiales; Aspergillaceae. The record is from RefSeq and is a predicted model, not a curated record. The transcript has 4 exons.